This is a messenger RNA of Protopterus annectens (West African lungfish), 1393 nucleotides long. RefSeq names its product MTOR associated protein, LST8 homolog (gene MLST8). The record is from RefSeq and is a predicted model, not a curated record. Gene Ontology annotation, molecular function: protein binding. Gene Ontology annotation, cellular component: TORC2 complex; TORC1 complex. The transcript is spliced from 9 exons. NCBI's taxonomy places the organism in Eukaryota, Metazoa, Chordata, Ceratodontiformes, Protopteridae. The coding region runs from base 272 to 1252 and encodes 326 amino acids. Gene Ontology annotation, biological process: regulation of actin cytoskeleton organization; TOR signaling.
AGUGAUUUAGCUGGAAUGCAGAACGCUGUUUGUAUGACAAUAGCCCGAUUUUUCUCCCAUAUGGUUGUAGAUUUUGAAGCACUGAUGCAGUUACUAUGAAGUUUGUUACUGGGUAAAAACAGCAGCGAUUAAUUGGGCCUUUGGUCUUCUGCUUUUAGUUUGCGUGGUCCUUUGGAUAUUCAUUGAUUGGGUAAAUUGGAAGAAAAUGUGAUAGUUCAGAAUUCUUUGAAGUUUUAAGGUAUCAUCUCAUGCUUGAAUAAAAGUUGAAAUCAUGAAUUCUACUCAAGGAACCGUUGGAAGUGAUCCUGUAAUUUUGGCAACAGCUGGCUAUGACCACACAGUACGAUUUUGGCAGGCUCACAGUGGCAUAUGCACACGGACUGUUCAACACCAGGAUUCUCAAGUGAAUGCACUUGAAAUCACUCCAGAUCGCAGUAUGAUAGCAGCUGCUGGUUACCAACACAUUCGAAUGUAUGAUCUAAACUCUAAUAAUCCAAACCCUGUUAUUAACUAUGAUGGCAUUAUUAAGAACAUCUCUUCAGUGGGAUUCCAUGAGGAUGGCCGUUGGAUGUACACUGGUGGAGAAGACUGUAUGGCACGAAUAUGGGACUUGAGAUCUCGCAAUCUGCAGUGCCAGAGAAUUUUCCAGGUUAAUGCUCCUAUUAACUGUGUAUGCUUGCAUCCAAAUCAGGCUGAGCUGAUAGUCGGUGAUCAGAGUGGUGCCAUCCAUAUUUGGGAUCUAAAAACUGAUCAGAAUGAACAGCUAAUUCCAGAGCAGGAGGUGUCAGUGAACUCUGUCCACAUUGACCCAGAUGCAAGUUAUAUGGCAGCAGUCAACAGCUCUGGAAACUGUUAUGUGUGGAACUUAACUGGUGGAAUAGGCGAUGAAGUCACUCAGCUCAUUCCGAAGACAAAAAUUCCUGCUCAUAAACGUUAUGCACUGAGAUGUAAAUUUAGCCCUGAUUCUACGCUGCUGGCGACCUGUUCUGCUGACCAGACUUGUAAAAUCUGGAGGACAUCAAACUUCUCCCUUAUGACAGAACUGAGUAUCAAAAGUAAUAAUCCAGGGGAGACAUCCCGUGGUUGGAUGUGGGACUGUGCUUUUUCAGGAGAUUCCCAGUACAUUGUCACAGCCUCUUCAGACAAUCUGGCCAGGCUGUGGUGUGUGGAGACGGGUGAGAUAAAGAGAGACUACAAUGGGCAUCAAAAAGCUGUUGUCUGUCUAGCUUUUAAUGAUAGUGUUUUAGGAUGAAGACGAUAAUAAUGUUUUCUCUCUGAGUCACGGAUAAACGUGUCGUAUUGGAUGGACUGCUUAUUGUAACUGCACUUUCUAAAGAAUAAACUUUUUUUUAUAGACUGUGAAGCUGCAAAAUAAAUGGAAUAAUGUAUAUUA